Austrofundulus limnaeus is the source of this 806-nucleotide messenger RNA. RefSeq names its product kinetochore localized astrin (SPAG5) binding protein (gene knstrn). Lineage: Eukaryota; Metazoa; Chordata; Actinopteri; Cyprinodontiformes; Rivulidae. Gene Ontology annotation, biological process: spindle organization; regulation of attachment of spindle microtubules to kinetochore; mitotic sister chromatid segregation. The transcript has 9 exons. The record is from RefSeq and is a predicted model, not a curated record. Gene Ontology annotation, cellular component: mitotic spindle; kinetochore; microtubule plus-end. The coding region runs from base 106 to 723 and encodes 205 amino acids.
AGGGCGGGGCGGUCCGUUUUUAAAAAUUCGAGGCGCUGUUGUUCAUUUGUUGGGUUGUUCACGAGUCUCCUGUUUGUUUUGUUGCGGAUAUUUACAGAAAAAAAAAUGUCUUCAAAAAUUCCGAAAGAAGCAAAGAAACAAGUCACCAAACAGGAAGCCAAAGACACGGCAGCAGCCAACACCGUCCACAGACCUGAUGGCAACAUAAAGGCUCUGAAGGAAAAUCAUCCAAGGAAAAAUGUUGCUCCUAAAAUUCAGAAAGGGAUCUCAACCAGGCACGGGCAGCAGGCAGAACUGAAGGAGCAAAAUGAGGAGCUACAGAAAAACCUUCUUGAGACACAGCAAAGAGUUGCUGAACUGAAGCUCCAAAUCAACGAGCUUCAAAACAAGAAUGUAGAGAUGAAGAAAAACCUGCACGACUGUCACGUUCUUCUCGUUUCAGCCAAAGUAGACCCAGUUUCAGGAAAAGCCAGCGGUGAUGCAGCACGAGACAGAGAAGAGGAAAGGAAAGAAGUCAUGGGCGUUUCCACAGAGCUGUUGAGGGAAUUAAAAGCUUUCGGGGAUGCUGCGGCACAGCAGUGCAGUAGUCUGAAGGAGAUCCAGACAAACAUUGAGGACAUGUCUAAAGCACGAGAAGUCAUGAAGCAGGAAAGGCAGAACUUUUCACAGCAGGCGGCUGAAAUGGAGGAAGCUCUAAAAGAAGCAGAAAGACUCUUAAUGUAAACGAGUCAAAGAAAAACCUUUAAUAAAUGUGAUACUGUAUGGAUUGUUUUUAAAACUAAAUAAAGAGCAACUUUAUUACUAUA